Chelonia mydas (Green sea turtle) is the source of this 2638-nucleotide messenger RNA. RefSeq names its product SWI/SNF related, matrix associated, actin dependent regulator of chromatin, subfamily d, member 2 (gene SMARCD2). Bases 35 to 1444 code for a protein of 469 amino acids. The record is from RefSeq and is a predicted model, not a curated record. Gene Ontology annotation, biological process: regulation of transcription by RNA polymerase II. NCBI's taxonomy places the organism in Eukaryota, Metazoa, Chordata, Testudines, Cheloniidae. The transcript is spliced from 13 exons. Gene Ontology annotation, cellular component: SWI/SNF complex; nucleus.
GAAGACAGCUAAGUGUGAACCACCUCAGGCGACAAUGGUGUUUUCUACUGAAGCUUCUCCAGUUCCCCUGUUUUCCAUUUCCCCUUUUGCACAUUCUCAUCGUCCCGGGAUGCCGCCGGGGAGCCGGAUGCCCAUGGCAGGAUUGCAGGUGGGAUCCCCUUCAGGACCCCCCUAUGGAGCAGUCUCUCCGAUGCGACCAGGAAUGCCACAGUCCAUUAUGGACCCCUUCAGAAAGCGCCUGCUUGCUCCGCAGUCGCAGCCACCCCUGGCAAGCCAAAGGCGAGGGCUGAAAAGAAGGAAGAUGGCGGACAAGGUCCUACCACAGAGGAUCCGGGAGCUGGUCCCAGAGUCUCAGGCCUACAUGGACCUUCUCGCCUUUGAGCGCAAGCUGGAUCAGACCAUUGCCCGGAAGAGAAUGGAAAUCCAGGAGGCCAUCAAGAAACCCCUCACGCAAAAGCGGAAGCUGCGAAUUUACAUCUCCAACACCUUCACCCCAGGCAAGGAGGAGGGGGACGGCAGCGAGCGCGUGGCCUCGUGGGAGCUGCGUGUGGAAGGCAAGCUCCUGGAGGAUCCGAGCAAGCAGAAGAGGAAGUUCUCCUCCUUUUUCAAGAGCCUCGUCAUCGAACUGGACAAGGAGCUGUAUGGACCAGACAACCAUCUGGUGGAGUGGCACAGGAUGCCCACGACCCAAGAGACGGACGGCUUCCAGGUCAAGCGCCCUGGUGAUGUCAAUGUGAAAUGCACCCUGCUGCUCAUGCUGGAUCACCAGCCUCCGCAGUACAAACUGGACCCUCGCCUGGCUCGCCUGCUGGGUGUCCACACCCAGACCCGGGCCAGCAUCAUGCAGGCCCUGUGGCUCUACAUCAAACACAACAAGCUGCAGGACAGCCACGAGAAGGAGUACAUCAACUGCAACCGAUACUUCCGCCAGAUCUUCAGCUGCAUUCGCAUGCGAUUCUCCGAGAUCCCCAUGAAGCUGGCAGGCCUGCUGCAGCAUCCGGAUCCCAUCAUCAUCAACCACAUGAUCAGCGUGGAUCCCAAUGACCAGAAGAAGACUGCCUGCUAUGACAUAGAUGUCGAGGUGGAUGACCCCCUGAAAGCUCAGAUGAGCAACUUCCUGGCCUCCACCACCAACCAGCAGGAAAUCGCCUCCCUGGAUACCAAGAUCCACGAGACCAUUGAGUCCAUUAACCAGCUGAAGACACAGCGAGAUUUCAUGCUGAGCUUCAGCAACAACCCGCAGGACUUCAUUCAGGAAUGGAUCAAAUCCCAGAGGAGGGACCUCAAGAUCAUAACGGACGUGAUUGGGAACCCCGAGGAGGAGAGACGAGCCGACUUCUACCAUCAGCCCUGGGCGCAGGAGGCUGCGGGGAGGCACAUCUUUGCCAAGGUUCAGCAGCGCAGACAGGAACUGGAACAAGUGCUUGGGAUUCGCCUCACCUAAUGGGCUGGGCGCGGCUCAGGAGCUUUGUUCUCUCCUCAGAGAGUGCCUGAGCCUUACGGUACAUCUUACUGGAAUCAAAUACAGCACUUGCACAAAGCCUGUGUGCCCAGGGGCUCCAAGCCACUAGCAUCCCCAGGGGCUCCUAGCCCUGUGGCUUCUCUGGGUCAGGGAGCUCUAGCCAAAGGCAUGGGUCACAUGGUAACCUGCGCAGCCUCUGCCCUGUCCCUGCCACUCUCAUUCCAGCCCCUUUAUUGCAUUACUGGCCUAGCUUGCUGCCUUCGCCUCUCCCCAGUGUUCAUUGCAGGCUCGGAGCUCCGCCCUCCCCUUCCUGCCUGGGCCUGAGCCUUGGCGGAGUCGCUGACCAGAGGGUACGAGCUCUCCCUGAGCUGGAGCCAAGGGGCCACUGAGGCCCUUCUUCAUUCCGAGCGAUGUGGCCAGAGCAUCGCAACAGCCCCAUGGGCUCCUGAGCUUCAGCACUGGGAGGACAAGGGCUUUGCCUGCUUCCUGCUGAGCUGUGCCAGCCUCCCGCCUACAUGGGGAAGGGCAGGCGGCUGCUGGCACUUUUGAAACCAAAGCUUUGUCCAUUCCAAAGGCCGGCCGAGCUGGCGGCGUUUUGCACUAUCUGUUUUUGUGAGCAGGGUUUAUAAAAGGAAGCCUUUUGUACAGUGGGUUUGUAUUUGAUUAAUAUGAGGUUUCCCACUAGUCCUGCACUUGCCUAAACCUAUGCAAUGGAUUCACUCUGCUCCUGGGCAGCUGAGCUUAGUCGGAGUCUUUGACAAUCAACUGAAUGUUCCAUCCUCCCUCUUCUUCCACAUACAGCAGGGUGGGGGGGCUCCUCUCUCAGGGGAGCUGGAGCCGGGGCAGGAAGAGCAUGCUGUGCCUACUGGCUGCAGACACCCUGACGCAGGGUAGUGCCCACAGGACUAGGCCCAGCAUCUGUUAUACCAAAGGUGACACCAGGAGCUGGGCAUUCCCAUGUGCCUUAGCCCCAGCCAUCCCUGGCCCAAGGGCUCCUGGCAGGAGGGAACAGGGGCUGUUUCCUGGGGGGCAGAGCAGCCUUGCAGUUAUGGCGCAUGGUAGAAUUAGGCAGGAGAGGGUGGGUGUUUACAGACAUGCAGGCUGUGGCUGCCUGCUCUUGCUGUUGUAACCAUUUUGUCUGGGUUGGAUAUUUUCUAAUAAAAACAUUUAGGAGCA